UGCGUGCUACGCGGGGCAGGUGUGUCCGUGCAGGAACCCAAGAGUUGUGGUCUGGCGCGCGUUCGCCCGCGUGUCUGGGCGCCAGCAGCGGAAGCCGGCAAACGAGCAGCGCCGGUCGGGAUGGGUGCCGCCCCACUCCUUCUUUCCCCUCCCUCACUCGCUGCUAGCUAGUUGGGCCACGCGCUUUCUUGCUGAAGACCGCCCGCGGCGGGCUUGAGAAAGCGCGACGCGGCUGCAAGGAGGCACUGUGUUUUUUUCUGUCCGAGGCCCCGCACGCUCCCAGCCCCGCACUGCUCCCGAGAUGCGUCCACCGCGUGUCUACUAGUCGGGCUCGUGCCGUCGCCGCCGUCUACCACUCCGCAUGGCCCCCCGGCUCUGGCUCUGGCUGCACGUGGCAACCGCCAUGGUCGCAGUGUCGUUCCCUUACCGCCAUGAACGUCACCCUCACAUUAGAAGAUCACAUACAGAGCAUCACCACUUCCUAGGCAAUUUUCUACUUAAUGGGACGAGUGGCAAAGACAGUCAUAUCGGCUUGGGCCGCUCAGCAGAAUACAUCACGCCUUACGAGGGCAUAGCACAGCCCACGCCAUCGGGGCGAAGCACGAGGCGACACCAAAGACAUCGGCAUCGUAGGCGGCUCCACAGUCACAGGGUGCCGGACAUCAUCUACAGCUUCGGCAAUCACUCAGCGGCCAAGCUGUACAGGGGUAAAGGGUACCGCGUAGGGCCCUACACAGGCUACGUGGACGUGUGGACGAUACCGCGCCAAUCUCCACUACAGCCUCUGCUGGCGCAUCGAGUGACGCCAUCCCCGUCGCCGCCACAACAUCAGCGGCAACAGGAGCACUUCCCAGAGGGAACCGCCUUCGCCAGAGUGCUGAUCGCUCCCGAACCGAGCAACACCGUGACACCCGCCGGGCCGCGGACGUGCCUCCGCUGUCCGAAGGACCGCACGGUGUGGGUGGGGCCCGGCUUCACGUGCGCCGAGGUGCCCAAGCCUCGGUUGCGUCCUUGCUCCAGGCUUAUGUCUCUUCCAGUUGAAGUGCACAUGACAGCCACCGCGGGGCCGCAGCCGGGCUCACUUGUCAUGGAGGGUGUCUACCAGAUGAGCUUUACGCUCCGGGCGCCAGGCAUGGCCCCGCAGAGCUGUCACUACAAGCUAAGGGUCAAAGUGCGUCGCUGUCCAGCACUGCAACGACCGCAGCACGGGGGUGCGCGCUGCAGCCGAGGCCGGCACUGGGGCAGUCGGUGUCGUUUCUUCUGCAAACAGGGCUACACACUCGAACAGCGGGCGGCUACUCGCUGCGCUAUUCAUGACGGCGUCCGAAUUACCUGGACGCCCCACCCGGCACCUAUCUGCACAGAGAAGAAUGGUUCGGUACCAGAUGCUAUGACAAACGCCAUCGUCCCACCUACAGUCAUGUCGACUCGACCCACAACGGAGGCUAGCGUGCCCAUGACGACGUCCAAGAACAGGAUUCCCGCCACCGGCUCCUCGCGGCCGCCCAAGCGCUGGAAGCAGCUGGCCUGUCGUUGGCCCAAGGCGCCGCCGCACGGAUGGGUGUGGUGCGAUCGCGGCGCGGCGCGCAAGGCCCGGGUCGUGGCCCGGGAGGGCACCCGCUGUCGCCAGGGGUGCCGAUGGGCACCGCUGAACGUCGUGGCACACUUCUCCUGCGUCGCGGGUACAUGGCAAGGAAGGAAAGUUCUGGAUUGCACAGCACCGCCGGAAAGCCCGCCCACCGAGCGGCCCCAGACAACAGAGGAGCCAGCCCCCCAGGGAUGCGCGCCUCCGGCUAUGAGCACGGGCGGCCGCUGGAUCUGCCCGGACGGUGGAGCGCUAGUGGCGCCGGGCGCCGAGUGCGCGUUCGUCUGCGACCAGGAUUACCAGCCGGUCGCCGAGAACCCGGCGCAGCUCGCCAGGCGCUGCCUCGGGGACCGCUGGAACCACACGGCGGUGCCUGUCUGUAAGAAGAGCGGAUGCGAAAGCCUACUGCCCGUGCUGAACGCUGCACUUGAAUGUUCGGCCGAUGUCAAUGCACUGGGCAUGCGACCCGUUGGCACCAUCUGCAGGCACGUCUGCGACAAGGGCUACGAGGUCUCGCCAAGUCAAGUACCAUUGGCUCAAGUCACUUGUCUCGCCAACGGACAGUGGGACCACCAAGAUCAACCACAGUGUGUCAAGAGCGGAUGUGUCAGCCCUGCCAUUCUGCCCAAAUCUUUGCUCAACUGUUCAGCCCAUGCCAAUCAUGUCGGAAACUGGCCUACAGGAACGACUUGCAAGGUCACGUGUGAAGAAGGCUUUUCAGUUCCACGAAAUCAACAGUCCCUCAACGAGAUCGUUUGUCAAGAGGACGGAACAUGGAACCAAACAGCACAGCUUGAAUGUAACGAGAGUGGAUGCCCAGGUCCAGAUCCGGUACUUGACUCUUCGCUGGAAUGCUCAAACAACGCGAACCACCUUGGCCGCCACCCGACAGGCACGCUGUGUAAAAUUGUGUGCAACGAGGGCCUUGGUCUUCCAUCUGACAUGCAGGAUCUUAACCAGUUUGUUUGCCAAGAGGACGGUACAUGGAACCAGACUACAACGCUUGAAUGCGGCAGUGUCGGUUGUACAAGUCCGAACCCAGUGACUGACUCUUCGCUGGAAUGUUCUACGGACGCGGACCACUUCGGCAAGUUCCCUACAGGCACAAUCUGCAAGGUCGUGUGCGCCGACGGACUUGCGCUUCCAUCAAGCUUGCAAUCCCUUAAUCAAUUUGUGUGCCACGAAGACGGCACGUGGAACCAGACGGCUCAGCUCGAAUGCCGCAAUAACGGAUGUCCGAGUCUGAAUCCAGUGCCAGACUCUUCGCUGAACUGCUCUGCGGACGUUGACCGUUUCGGCAAGCGGCCUACAGGCACGACCUGCCAAGUAGUAUGCGCCGAUGGACUUGCACUUCCAUUCAGCCAACAGUCUCUUAACCAUUUUGUGUGUCAGGAAGAUGGCACAUGGAAUCAAACUGCACAGCUAGAAUGUCGCAACAGCGGAUGCUCAAGCCCAGAUCCAGUGCCCGGCGCCUCUCUGGAAUGUUCGAAAGAUGGCGAAGACCUCGGAAAAUGGCCCUCAGGCACAACGUGCAAUGUAGUAUGUGCCGAUGGGCUUGCACUUCCGCUGAGUCUGCAGUCCUUUAGCUCAUUUGUUUGUCUGGAAACUGGAACGUGGAACCAAUCAGGGCAGUUGGAAUGCCGCGAGACUGGAUGCGCUCAUCCGGAUCCGGUGCCCAACUCUUCACUGGAGUGCUCCAACGACGCCAACCAUCUAGGCAAUCGACCAUCCGGCACGCUUUGUGAAGUACGCUGCAAUGAAGGAUUUACGCUUCCUUUAGGCCUUCAAUCUGCUAGCCGGUUUGUUUGCCAAGAGGACGGCAUGUGGAACCAGACAGCUCAGCUAGAAUGCCUGAAGAGCGGAUGUGCGAAUCUGGAUCUGGCACCCUACUCUUCGCUUGAGUGUUCGAACGAAGCCAACAGCCUCGGCAAUCGACCUGCUGGUACAGUUUGCAAAGUUGCGUGCUUCAAGGGAUUUACACUUCCAUCGAACCAGCUGUCCUUUAGCGAAUUUGUUUGUCAAGGGGACGGCACGUGGGACCACGAUACGCAUUUACAAUGUCACAGAGUGACUUGUGAUAACCCAGAGAACAUAGCCAAUGCUGUUUUGGAGUGUUCUAAUGGCACCAGUGAAGACGGAAAGUGGGCUAUGGGCACGCUGUGUCGAUAUGUUUGCAACGAAGGAUAUGCUCUUCCGAAAAUGCAAGAUGGGCUUAACUCUUUUGUCUGUCGCGAAGACGGCACGUGGAGCAUGACCGAUCAGUUGCUCUGUGAAGAAGCGGGCUGUAAAAGUCCGACGCAAGUGGAAGACUCCGUACUCAACUGCACGUCGGAGGCCAACAGUUUAGGGAGAUGGCCAGCAGGCACGAUGUGCUCAUAUGAUUGCAUAGAAGGAUAUGACCUCGCGAAGAGCCAACUUCCUUUCAACCGCAUUGUGUGUCACGACGAUGGCACAUGGAACCAUACUGAAGAACUACGCUGUCAAAAAACUGGCUGCGAGGAUCCUUCUGCUGUCCAGUUCUCUAUGGUGAACUGUUCAGGAAGCGUUAAUACAGUCGGACGGUGGCCUGUGGGGACUGAGUGCUCACAUGUCUGCGACGAAGGAUACGCAGUUGCUCACCAUGAAACUCAUCUUAAUUUAUUUAUUUGCCUCGAUGACGGUACCUGGAAUCAAACCGAGGGUCUUCACUGUCGUGAAACCGGUUGCGAAGAACCAGGAAAAGUGCCGCACUCGGCUAUCAACUGCUCCUCCGAUUUCAAUGUUUUAGGAAAGCGGCCAUUUGGUACGGUGUGUUCAUACGUGUGCAAUGAAGGAUUCGCCAUAUCCCAGGACCUACAGCAGCACAACCAAUUCGUUUGUUCUGAAGACGGUUCUUGGAGUCAGAAGGAGGAGUUGCUAUGCCUAAAAACUGGUUGUGAGAGCCCGCGCGUUGUGCAUAACUCCGUCCUUCACUGCUCUCAAACUGCCAACGUAGUUGGCAACUACCCAUCCGGGACAACCUGCCUGCAUAUCUGUGAUAAUGGAUUCGUCAUCCCACAAAGCCAAAUCAUGCUGAACGAAUUUAUUUGCCUUGAUGAUGGAAAGUGGAAUGAGACUGGCGACCUGCAGUGUGUCAAGCUUCGAGAUCCCCAGCUCUCCCAGGGCUGCAAGGACGAAGUGGUGGUCGUGGACGGACGUAAUGUGUCGUUUCCAGUCGUUGUCGAAGCCCCAACGUUCGAAGCGUUCAACGGCACCAACGCUGUUGUUAACUGUACCGCCACACAAGUGACAACGUACGGUACGCACAUCAUCGUUUGCGACGGUGUCGACUCGGAGCUUCAGUCAACGUCCUCUUGCACGUACAACGUUACAGCACUUGCCUCCGGAUGCGCUCCGCUGCAAAGCGACCCGUACAGCCGGGUGUCCUGCUCUGCCGACCGCAAUGUGACUGAGGGCCAGCUGCACCCGGUGGGUGACGUGUGCGAGUACAUAUGCCAGCAACACGGCUACGUCAUUCCCCAGAGCAAGGUCGACUCGGCCCUCAAGGAGUGCUUGCCCAACGGCUCCUGGAGCAACGACGACUUCAAUCUGUGCCAGAAGCAAUUGGCCCCCGUGAUGGUAAGUGGCUGCAAUGACACCCGCAUCGGCACCCAGGAGCCGGGCAAUACGACCGUGCCACAGCCCGUGUUCCGCACCGGUUCCGGGCAACUAGUCAAUGCCACCUGUACGCCGGAGAUGCUUGCCGACUUUGGCGACUUCGACAUCGUCUGCGUUGCGGAGGACCAUGAGCUGAGGUCGUCGGCGACCUGCGCGUUUAAGGUAAUAGUCAAAGGCGACGCUGUACCCCGACUUCUUCGACCGUACCAAGAUUGUGUAGACGUCCAGGAAGUGCACGACCAGUAUCCAGCCCACGUGAAGCUUCCCGUCUUCGAGGCGGCGUCCGACGGCGUCGCUCUGGUCACCUGCGAUCCGGCCACUCUGCUUGGGCCCGGCGCGUACAACGUCACCUGUACGGCUAGAGACAAUAAAACCCAGGCAGAAACGCAAUGUUCCUAUGUUGUGAACGCGAGGCAGAUCGAGCAGUUCAGGGAGUCGCAGUGUUUGUCUCUAAGGGCCCCCGCAAACGGCAACAUCCAGUGCAAGCGACGCAAUGGGGUCAUCACGUGCCGCUUCUCGUGCUUCACCGACCACGUGAUGAACACCAAGUCGCUUCCCCUGCUGUCCAGGGGCUACGUGGUCUGCGACCGCGCCCAAGGAGACCGCUUCGACUUCCAGGAGGAGUACGGACUCGACGAGCUGCCCGCCUGCACGCGCCUUCCGUCGCCCACCUACUUCCAGGGUAGCCUCGCCUUCCACGUGGGUCUGCCGAGCUGCACCCUCGAGAGGUUGCACGUGGAGUUCAUGCCGACGCUUACCGAGGCGCUUCUGGACCGAGCAGCCGACGUGUGCCUGCAGGCAGUUUGCGACAACGUCACCUUCAUGUGCGAGACAGGUGUUCGCCGCAAUAUAUCCGAUCCUUCUUCCACGUCGGAUGCUAUGAAGGUUGUCUGGACUGUUCAGGCACGGCACAAUGUCAACGAAAGCUAUGACAUUCCCGAGGCAGAGACCGUGAUUGAACAGAUUCAGGUACUCACGCACGACAUCGUGACAUCGGACCCAACCUUCUAUCAAGAGAUCGCAAAAGUCGGUGGUGACCUUUGGCGGGACUCAUUUCGCCAGUCUAGGUUCACGCUGGUCUGCAGCAGCCGCGGCUUCACCAUUGAUGAACACACAGCUCACUGCGUGCAAUGUCCGGCUGGAACAUUCGAGGAGCACGGCUCGUGCCACCCGUGCCCCCCAAACCACUACCAGGACUCUGAGGGGCAGACAAGCUGCAAGCCCUGCCUUAAGCACACAUUCUCCUUCGAAGGGGCCAAAAUGCUUGAGGACUGCACGGAAUUCGUGCCUCCUCCUGCCAAGGAUGCUCCUACGAGGCAACCCGUGCCAGCACCAGGGUAUUUGCUGCCUACAGAGGGGUGGUUACACCUGCCAGCAACACUAUCGAGGUCGCCACUGCGAGGAACCAGCGUAGCGUCGGUGCCCGCAGCGGGUCUUCAACUACGGCAGCUCCUUGUUCCGGGCGGGACCCAGCGCUGAUCCGG
This is a messenger RNA of Rhipicephalus sanguineus (brown dog tick), 6705 nucleotides long. Its product is annotated as sushi, von Willebrand factor type A, EGF and pentraxin domain-containing protein 1. The record is from RefSeq and is a predicted model, not a curated record. Lineage: Eukaryota; Metazoa; Arthropoda; Arachnida; Ixodida; Ixodidae. The transcript is spliced from 33 exons. Bases 362 to 6700 code for a protein of 2112 amino acids.